AUGGAAGAUUACUUUGUUGAACGUCCAGUGUUCAAGGAUUGGGAAUUUCGAGCACGCUAUAGGAUGAGCCACAUUGUCUUCUAUCGCAUCUCUGGUAGCCUUUGCCGCUAUGACCGGUACUUUGUUCAAAAAUCAGAUGCUGCCAAGAAAGUCGGACUACUUCCGGAACAGAAGAUGACAUGUUCCUUACAAAUGCUUGCUUACGGUGCUGGGGCAGAUCAAUGUGCUGAGUAUUGUCGGAUGGCGAAAUCUACCUUCAUCGAGGCUCUUCAACGAUUUACAAGAGGAAACGUUAAUCUGUACUCGGAAGAAUACCUCUGGGAUCCUACUGCGGCCUACCCCAGGAAACUGCUCGCCAAAGCUCAAAGAAAAGGUUUUCUUGGGAUGAUUGGAAGCAUCGACUGCAUGCACUGGCAAUGGAAGAAUUGCCCAACCGGUUGGGCUGGAGAUACAGUGGUCGAAAACAUAUCCUCACUAUCAUCCUCGAAGCAGUCGCAUCAUACGGCACAUGGAUAUGGCACGCCUUCUUUGGAAUGCCCAGAGGAUGCAAUGACCUCAACGUCCUGGCAAAGUCCCCGUUGUUUGACGAGCUUACUGCUGUCGCGUUUUAGUAUUGUUAGAGGAGAUGCUCGUGGGUGGGAUAUAGAAGACCUUCUAUACAUCAUGUUGACUUGUAUUAUAUUACACAACAUGAUAGUCGAGGAUGAACAACCUGAGGACUGCGAUGAAGACUUGGAGUCUGAUGAAGAAGAGGAGAACAAUAUGAGGCCCAGGUUGGCUACGGUUUGGGAUGGACUGACCGGUGAUGACUUUGAUCCUGUUGGUACAGAUGGUCAUAAUUUGAACGGAUUCAUGGAUCGAUAG
Molecule: messenger RNA, 864 nt
Organism: Rosa rugosa (rugosa rose)
Lineage: Eukaryota; Viridiplantae; Streptophyta; Magnoliopsida; Rosales; Rosaceae
Exons: 2
Coding region: 1-864 (287 amino acids)
Source: RefSeq, a predicted model, not a curated record